Messenger RNA from Poeciliopsis prolifica (blackstripe livebearer), 3796 nucleotides. RefSeq names its product serine/threonine-protein kinase DCLK1-like. Bases 198 to 2432 code for a protein of 744 amino acids. Gene Ontology annotation, molecular function: protein kinase activity; ATP binding. The record is from RefSeq and is a predicted model, not a curated record. NCBI's taxonomy places the organism in Eukaryota, Metazoa, Chordata, Actinopteri, Cyprinodontiformes, Poeciliidae. Gene Ontology annotation, biological process: protein phosphorylation; intracellular signal transduction. The transcript has 16 exons.
GAGGGUAGAGGACACCGGCUGCCCUGCCUCCAGUCUGCAUGUGAGCACACACAGCAGGACGGCUAAGGACAGUGACAGGGCAACAAAGGGACGCAUGCUUCCUCCAAGGCAUCACAUAAAUAAGAAUAUUUAAGACUUCCGCACAGAAGCUUUCUGCCUACCUCUAUCCUCACCUUCAAGGGUGUAAUUCAGCAGUCAUGGACCUGGAGCAUUUUGAUGAGCGGGACAAGUCUCAGAGAUACACCCGAAGGGGCUCCAAAGGGAAUGGUCUCCCUAGCCCAACUCAUAGUGCUCACUGCAGCCUUUACAGAACCAGGACACUGCAAGCACUGAGCUCAGAAAAGAAGGCCAAGAAGAUUCGUUUCUACCGCAACGGUGACCGCUACUUUAAAGGGAUUGUGUAUGCAAUUUCUCAGGAGAGGUUUAGAUCUCUAGAUGCUCUCCUCGCAGAUCUCACAAGGUCUCUCUCUGAUAAUGUCAACUUGCCCCAAGGAGUAAGGACCAUAUAUACUGUUGAUGGAGCAACCAAGAUUACCAGCAUAGAACAGCUGGUGGAAGGAGAAAGCUAUGUUUGUGCAUCCAUAGAGCCUUUCAAGAAACUAGACUAUACAAAGAAUGUAAAUCCCAACUGGGCCGUUGGUGCCAGGACUGCAGCUUCGAUCCGCGAUCCUUCUUCCCUCGGCAGCGCCAUGGCUGGAUCCCCAGAAACCAGGGAGACCAAAGACUUCAUAAAGCCCAAACUGGUGACGAUUGUCCGCAGUGGAGUGAAACCUCGCAAGGCUGUUCGGGUCUUGCUCAACAAAAAGACAGCACACUCCUUUGAUCAAGUCAUGAGUGACAUCACAGACGCCAUCAAGCUGGACUCUGGGGUCGUUAAAAGGUUAUAUACUGUUGAUGGCAAAAUGGUUACAUGUCUUCAGGACUUUUUUGCAGAAGAUGACAUUUUCAUUGCUUGUGGUCCUGAAAAGUUUCGCUAUCAAGAUGAUUUCAAUUUGGAUGAAAACGAAUGCAGGGUGACGAAGUCAUCGUCAUAUGGCCGACUCCCCACAGUUCAUGGUGGUUCUUUGUCGAGAACUGGUGGAAUGUCUCGUAGAAGCAAGUCUCCCUCACCUGCCCGAUCUGCAAAUGGCACUGCUGGAAGUACGCUUUCUACACCUCGUUCUGGAAAAUCUCCAAGUCCCAUUUUAACGAGUCCUUCUAGCCUCCGAAGACGUCAGGGAUCCCAGUACAGUGGCUCUUCACUUUCAUUAGCCUCUACCAAGGUAUGCAGCUCAAUGGAUGAAGGAGAUGGUCCCAACGGUGAAGUUGAGCCAGUGGAUGAAUGUUCCCCAGUUCCUACCUCCAUAACAGACAGAUACAAAGUUGGAAGGAUUUUAGGGGAUGGAAACUUUGCUGUGGUUCGUGAAUGUGUGGAAAGAUCAACUGGAAGAGAGUAUGCUUUAAAAAUAAUCAGCAAAGACAAAUGUAAGGGAAAGGAACACAUGAUACAGAGUGAAGUGUCCAUUCUGAGGCGUGUGAAACAUCCAAACAUUGUCCUCUUAAUCGAGGAAAUGGACACCCGCAGAGAUCUCUAUCUUGUAAUGGAACUGGUGAAGGGAGGAGAUCUCUUUGACGCCAUUACCUCCUCCAACAGAUACACAGAGCGGGAUGCCAGUUGUAUGCUGUUCAACUUGGCAAGCGCCAUAAAGUACCUCCACAGUCUCAAUAUUGUGCACAGAGACAUAAAACCAGAAAAUCUCUUGGUGUAUGAACAUCAAGAUGGUAGUAAAUCUCUGAAACUGGGAGACUUUGGCUUGGCUACUGUUGUCAAUGGUCCUCUUUAUGCUGUUUGUGGAACACCUACUUAUGUAGCACCAGAGAUUGUUGCUGAAACAGGAUAUGGCCUCAAGGUUGAUAUCUGGGCAGCAGGCGUCAUCACUUACAUACUGGUCUGUGGUUUUCCUCCUUUUCGUGGCAGUGGAGAAGACCAGGAGGCCCUCUUUGAAGAGAUUAUAAAAGGCCAUCUUGAAUUUCCAGCACCAUACUGGGACAACGUAUCUGAGCCUGCCAAGGCUCUGAUCACUGGCAUGCUGCAGGUAGUUGUGGAUCAAAGAUACACAGCUGGACAAGUGCUGGAUCAUCCCUGGGUCAAUGGUGACAGUCUGUCAGAAAAGGGGCACCAGCUUGCUGUGGCUGGAAAAAUCAAGAAGCAUUUUAAUUAUGGACCCAAGCUCAAUGGCACUGCAGCAGGAGUGUCAGUAAUUACAACCACGCCACUUGAUAAAGAGAAGCAAGUUUUCCGACGAAGACGCCACCAGGAUGUGAAGCUUUCUACCCAAUUGUUGCCCAGCAGUGGUGCCACCACCACCUCAGAGAUUGCCAACCCCAUCAUCUCCCCAGAGUUGUCUCCAAUUUCAGCUGACACCGUUCUUUCACCCACUUCUCCCUUCUAAUAGGUGUGCAGAAAUCACACCAGGUUCCUAUUUGGAGAGAUUUGUGUUUAAUAUAAUAAUGGGUCUCUGGUCCUUAAAUGUACCCAUUUUCUGGUCACUUUCUCAAUUUAAAAUACAUUUGUAAAAUUGAAGGACAGCCCUAUAAAAUGAACACAGCUUGACAGUAUGAAAAAAUUGUAAAACCUAUUCAGACAGUAGCCUUCUCAUGUUUUUUUUCUCCCAAUACUGCUUCAAAAACUGGGACGAGCAGGGGCACUGCAAUGAUUUGGAUGUACAUGGAUGUAGUUCUCCUAAAUUUUCCUUUGAGGUGUAGUUGUACUUAUCCAAAUAAUGAUGCAUGGGUACAAAGAUUUGCAAAAUCCGUAUGUGUAUAUGAUCAGUUUGCUCAGUGAGUGACUGAACCACAAUGGAGUGGAGCAGGGAUUACAGUUUAACUAAGACAAAAAUAUAUUGAGAUAAAAAAAAGACAGAUUAGCUGAUUGGAGUCUUGUGGAAAUAUUUUCUUAAAAGCCACAAAUGCAGUUGAUUUUUUUUUUCUUGAAAGGUGAUAUUUGAGGUAGUUCACUAGGGCCCUCUGGUGGUUACAACAUAGAACUACCUAAAUUUUCACAAAAACAAGUUUAUUGAAUUCUUGCAUGUAAAUCUUGUUUCUGAAUAACCUUGACAUGUUUCAUGCAUAUUUUAAAAUUUUAAAUUAAAAUAUCACAUUAGUUUAUUACAUGUUACAUUUCUUGAAAGCAUGUUGCUUUGGGAUGUAAAGAUGCGACUCGUAAUUCCGAAACACAUUUGACCAAUGCUGCUACACUGGAUCAUUAAAUCAUUUAAAAAGGCACCUAGUACUUCUAACGUGAAGAUUAAACUAGAUCUUGCAAUGGUGGUGGUGCAGAUGAAUCUCAGUGGAGUGUAGGACAUUGAAAAUUGCACCUUUUUCAAGGCAUUACCUUGGCAGACCUGCACGCAAGUGGAAUUAGGUGCACAUACCUCACAAUACUAAAUGUCCAUUUUGAAUGCCAAAACAAAUGUAUUUCUGACAACUGACAUACCUUCUUAUUGGAGUUAAAUGGUGCAACAUGUUAUUUUUCACAUUUAAGUGAAUUCAACAGUGCUUCCACUAAUAGUCAUUUUAAUGUGAUUUAUGCAAGUACUUUUUUUUUUUUAAGACCUGUAUGUUUUCUCAUUAUGCAAUUAAUUUUGCUCAGACAAAAGUUUUGAAUGUUUGUUUUCCAGGCUCUUACCUGCAUGUGAUGAAGUGCAUACUUUUGAACACUUUUGCUCUCUUCCUGUAAAACAAAAAUUGUUGUUCUUUAUGAAUAGUUUUCAUUAUAGUGUCUGUCCAUGGUAACUGAUAAAAUUAAAACACAUAU